UUGAAAAUAUGUCUGGCCUGUAAGAAUUUGGAAGUGCUGAGUGACAAACAGUCAUUGUUCUGUAGGCUGGAGGAGUCAUCAGUUAAAGAUUUUACAAAUGACAACCUACCAGAAUGUUUUAAAGAAAGUAAGAAGGAUAAGCAGACUCAUCAGCAGCGCCACCUGUCUCUAUUAUUCUCUGGCCUCAAGCCCGUCGGCCACACCUUGAAGACGUCGUCGUCAUCUACGUCCGGUAGACCCUCCUCCUCAUCAUCAUCAUCAUCAUCUGGCGCUAAUACCAUGAACAUGAAGUGUAGAAACUCAAUGUCAAAUUCUACUACUAGCACCAAUACUGUCUACAUUAUUAACUGCAGUAAUAGUAAUAGUACUAGUACUACUGCUACUGAGUUUAUUGAGGAUGGGCUGAAGCUGUCAGUCAUGUCUAAUUUUCAAAUCUUUGUGGCCAGCGCCAGUGAAGUUGGUCUUUACGAUGGUUUCAGUAGCAGUAGUAAUGUCGUAUUUACCACUGUGGCACCUGCAGCUGCUACUGUAGCUGCAGCUUUUACUGGAGAUUUUAAUAAAAAAGGAAGAAUAAAAAUGCGCCCUGUUUUUGAGACUCUCCAUGACCUUGGCCUCUCCUUGGUGAAAGAAAGCGUCUACAAAGAUCUUAUAUAUUCCGUCGAGUUGGCCUACCCGCCGUACUACGUAGAGAAUAACAUCGGAAAAACCCGGCCUAUCGAAAUUGCUCAGGCUCUCGAUGGUUGGAAAAAAACUAGGCACGACUGCUGCCUCUGCAAUUUCUCCACAAAGACUCAGUCCUCCUUUUACCAGCACAUGGUAACAACCCACAACAUCAGCCUUAAGUACUACCACUACACCGGCAACAACAACAGCAACAACAACUGCAACAACAGCACUUAUUGCAUACAGCAACAAUACCAGCACACACCUCUCAUAUCUGGUCUCAAUGGAAUGUACGUCUGUCAGCUUUGUCCAUUUGUAACUAAGAUAUCUUCAAAGGGAUGCAGAUAUACCAAUGAUGUGGCCAGUUUCCACAGCGGGGCAUGUUACGGGACCUGCCCCUGGCAAGAGGAAAAGCAGCAGCAGCAUCAGUCACAGCAUCAGCAGCCCAUAGAAACGAUAAAAACAUCAGAGGCGUCGUCUUCUAAUGAUGAUGAUCAUGUCACAGUUCUGGCUACUGCACUCACCAUAACUCAUCCAUCGUUCUAUCACCACGUCUGCGAGAUCUGCUGUGCAAUGCUGAUGUCCGGCUCAUCUCUAGAGCAUCACCUACUAACCACCCACAACGUGCACCUCCUUCCGGGGACAUUUGACCUUCGACCUGCUCCAAAUACGUCAUCGGCGACGUCAUCACAGGCGACGGGUUCAUCAUCAUCAUUUUCACCUGGAAAAUUGUCAUCUCCGUCCCAAUUGAUCUCCAUGAGGCCGUUCUACAAAUGCGAUUCUUGCGAUGAUUAUUUCUAUAGUCAAAAGGGUCUGAGUCAUCAUCAGACGUUCAUACACGGCGAUGAGGAUGGCGACGAUAAUGAUGCUGAUGAUGAAAAUGACUUCUUCCCCAGUCGAUCUGCCCUCUACAAAGCUAUCAUCUGUGGCUGGUCUAACAGUUCUACCAGUAGUAAUACUAAUAGUGUCGCAAGUAGCGUUACUAUGAACAGCAAUGUUAAUGGUGUUAGCAACAACGCUACUACAGCCGAUGACGAUUCAAAGGCUGUACUGGCAUUCAAACAGUUUUUCUCAAGCGAGUCUAAAUAUAACAAAACGUCAUCAGCCGGCCAGUCAGCCGUCCUCUCAGCUCUCAUUCAGGAUAAGCUAAAAGAUCAUAAAUGUAAACAUAAAUUUUUGAGGAAUUCCUUCAAUUCCAGCUCGAGAUCACUGUCCAGUUUGUUUUCUAACUCAGCUAGCGUUGAUUGCCCAACGUGUCUUUGUCAAUUUGCUGACGGCCAUCAGCUGGCAAAGCAUUUGAAGCAGCAUCACAGGGAGGCGUGUAGGCAGUGCAGCGCUAGGUUCGGUAGUCUCAAACAUCUGGUCCAACAUGUCGAGGAAAGUCAUCUUGAUAUUGAAACUAAUAAAUGCAAGGUAUGUAUGGCCGUUGUCAUUCCUAUGGAAAAGAUCAAUGAUGGAGAUGAUGAAGAUAAACGUUAUCAACAGAUGAGGAACAUGCUUAUGGAACAUGUUUGCUUCAAAAGAGACAGUGAUGAUGAUGAUGACGGUGUUGGCAAUGAGAGACCAGUUAAUGAUAACACCAACAGUGAUGAUGGCGCGAGUAAAAGAAAGGAGGGUAAUGAUGAUAAUAGCCCAUCCACAAAUGGUUGUCUCGUCAGUAAAGAUGAAGUUUUAAUGGAAAUUUCAAAUUGGAAGCCUAAUCUUAGUGCAAGAAGUGGCCUGCAAUCGGCAACAUCACCAAGUAAGAAACGUGAUUUUCGUAAUGGAGGCGCAAAGCUGGCUAACGACAACAAAAUCGACAGUAAUACCCCAAAAAAUUACACCGAUGAUGAUGAUGGCGAUGAUGACGUGAUGAAAAAUAUUGAUGACGCUGUUGAUGAUGACGGCGGUAUUAGUGAUAAUGAUAUUGGACCUUCCUCAAGAUUACCAAACUGGCCGACUGAUUAACUGAUUUAAAUUCGUUACUGGAAAAAUUUUGAUUCAACAUAGUUCAUAUAUAUAUUCAUAUAUAUAUAUAUAUAUAUAUAUAUAUAUAUAUAUAUAUAUAUAAGAUGUUUGCUUGCUAUUCCAAUAACUGAUAAAAUCUAGCGAACUAACAAAUAUAUAUAUAUAUACAUUUGACAAUGAUUUACGAUCUACCGUUAGAAAAAUUAAACAGAAGGCACGGAUAUAUAUAUAUAUUAUG
Messenger RNA from Helobdella robusta, 2848 nucleotides. RefSeq lists its product as hypothetical. Gene Ontology annotation, molecular function: chromatin insulator sequence binding. Lineage: Eukaryota; Metazoa; Annelida; Clitellata; Rhynchobdellida; Glossiphoniidae. The coding region runs from base 280 to 2610 and encodes 776 amino acids. Gene Ontology annotation, cellular component: chromosome. The record is from RefSeq and is a predicted model, not a curated record. Gene Ontology annotation, biological process: regulation of transcription by RNA polymerase II. The transcript has 10 exons.